Messenger RNA from Passer domesticus (house sparrow), 986 nucleotides. RefSeq names its product ribosomal protein L7a (gene RPL7A). Bases 16 to 930 code for a protein of 304 amino acids. NCBI's taxonomy places the organism in Eukaryota, Metazoa, Chordata, Aves, Passeriformes, Passeridae. The record is from RefSeq and is a predicted model, not a curated record. Gene Ontology annotation, cellular component: cytosolic large ribosomal subunit. Gene Ontology annotation, molecular function: RNA binding. The transcript is spliced from 8 exons. Gene Ontology annotation, biological process: ribosome biogenesis; maturation of LSU-rRNA.
ACCCGGGGCUGCGCCAUGGCCGCGCCUCCCUCACGGCCCGGCCCCGCCCUCCCGCGCUCUCGCGAGACCUCGCGCGCCGUAGAUAUCUCCCGGCAUGCCUCGCCCCGCCUUUCUCUCCCGCUGCCCAAGAUGCCGAAAGGAAAGAAGGCCAAGGGCAAGAAGGUGGCACCGGCCCCUGCUGUAGUCAAGAAGCAGGAGGCCAAGAAGGUUGUUAAUCCCCUCUUUGAGAAGAGGCCCAAGAACUUUGGCAUUGGACAGGAUAUCCAGCCCAAGCGUGACCUCACGCGGUUUGUGAAAUGGCCGCGCUACAUUCGGCUGCAGCGCCAGAGGUCCAUCCUCUACAAACGCCUCAAGGUGCCUCCUGCCAUCAACCAGUUCACCCAGGCCCUGGACCGCCAGACAGCCACGCAGCUCCUGAAGCUGGCACACAAAUACAGGCCUGAAAACAAGCAAGAGAAGAAGCAGAGGCUGCUGGCUCGUGCUGAGCAGAAGGCUGCAGGGAAGGGAGAUACUCCAACCAAGCGGCCGCCCGUGCUCCGAGCAGGUAUCAAUACUGUCACAACUCUGGUGGAGAACAAGAAAGCUCAGCUUGUUGUUAUUGCCCACGAUGUAGACCCCAUUGAGCUGGUGGUUUUCCUGCCAGCCCUGUGCCGGAAGAUGGGAGUUCCCUACUGCAUCAUCAAGGGCAAAGCCAGGCUGGGCAGGCUGGUCCACAGGAAGACCUGCACCUCCGUGGCCUUCACCCAGGUUAACCCGGAGGAUAAGGGAGCACUUGCAAAGCUGGUGGAGGCUGUCAAGACCAACUACAAUGACAGAUAUGAUGAGAUCCGUCGCCACUGGGGCGGGAAUGUCCUGGGUCCAAAAUCGGUGGCGCGCAUCGCGAAGCUGGAAAAAGCCAAGGCCAAAGAGCUGGCCACAAAGCUGGGCUGAAGAUGUACUGCAUUGCACCAUGUUCUCUGUACAUAAUAAACCCAGCUGUUUCAGUG